This is a messenger RNA of Amoebophrya sp. A120, 2647 nucleotides long. The record is from the annotation of a GenBank genome assembly. Lineage: Eukaryota; Dinophyceae; Syndiniales; Amoebophryaceae.
GUCGGUCUGAGAAACUAUCCUGGAUCCGGUUCUUUCAAUAUGAGUGGGUUGAGACCUAAGAUCUCCGCUAGAAACGCUGCCUUCCGACUUGUUCUUUAGCAUGGGCUGGGGUACUUGACACAUCUCUCAUAAGAAGUAAUCAGUAUCAGUUCUAACUUAAGUAUAAGUUCAACGUCGCCUUUCUUGUGGUCCCUGACAUAAAUAAAAAUCUGCUCCUCUUCACACCCACAGCAUGUCGACCACAACCUUCCACAUUUUCCGUUCGCGAAGAUAAUUGCCCAUUGCCAUACCCAUAUUUCGAUUUCCAUUGGUUUCGGGUUGAAUGACCUAGACCUCCCUUCAAUUCCAAAACGUAUUCCCUACACCCAAUUACAGCAAAACCAAAAAUUGUAGGAACUACUGAAAAAAGUCUCAUUAGAUUAAUACUUUUCAGCAAUUAGAACAGUUCCUGCCGCGAGCAGUGUAUUUUGCUUGUAUGCAGACCGAUUUCAGGUAGCAAAAGGAAAGUUGUGGGACCUUUUUUCUUUUCACCGUCGGGCGCUUAUUCUUUAACGCUGAGAGAAAACAAAAAUGGGUUACGGCGAAAAAAGCAAGAAGGAGAAGGCUGCCGAUGCAGCGGCUCUCAACGACGCAAAGAAGAAACAAGCAGAGGAGGAUGUAUAGCUAUUUUAGAUUGCAUCUUGACGGACAAGGACAAUGUUGUGUCUGUGUGUCGCCUCAUCAGUAUGGUGAUUGAGCAUGACAGCAAAUUCGCACCUUUCUUCUAUGAACGCAUUGAAAACUUCUAUUUUCCCCACUCCUCUAUCAGGCUUCCUGGACAGAGACGGAUAAGGGCGCCAAGAAAAAGCUCGACCGAGCUUCUGCCGCGGAGGACAAGGCUGCUGAGGCAGAGAGAAAACGACAGGAGAAAAAGGCACUAGAAGAGGCCGACGCAGCCGCCAGCGGCGCGAUUGCAGAGAAAGCAAAUGCCAAGAAGAACAAGCAGGCACCGGGGAAGUUGACACAGGCGCAGAUACAACAGAACAUGGCCCUGAUGGCAGCGGCAACGGCAGCAAACGUACUUAUAGACAGUGGUGUAGUUUGAGGAAUGGUGCAACUAGGAAUAGCAUCGUGUUGGCCUUUUACAGUUUCAACAGCAGUCAUUCUCAUUCAGAAAUUGCCUCUGAAGAUCUUGGACAUUCUUCGAGAAAAAAACUCACUCUUCACCUAAACCCAGGCCGCGCCGAAGAAAACGAAGAAGACGGCAACAGUGGAUGCGCCAGAGAUUUUGCCCAACACAAACCGUGAGAAUGACAUCUCCGCUUCGAGCGUUGAAGAUGCCUUGAAGCAGCUUUCACUGGAGCCCGGCAAGAAAAUGACAUUCAAGCAAUUUGAGGCCGAAAUGGCAGAUAAGGUACAGCGAGGCAUAGUGUGUUGAACAACAUCAUAUCAGAAUGUACCUGCGGGUGCAUUGAUUGGCAUGCCGAAGCUUGUUGUCCAUGCAUGGUCCUCGUAAUAGUCGAAUACAACGUGAAAAUGACCUAUAAGUUUUUUGUGCAUGAUGUUGAUAAAGAACCCUCCAAUUAUACAGGUCCGUGCGGAGAACCCGGGUCUGAAGCGAAAUCAAGUAACCGACAAAGUUUGGAAACUUUGGGAACGCUGUAUCGAAGGGAGAGACGUUUGCGCCGCAGAAGUGAAUUUGAAUUUGUCAUGUUCGUUGUUCUCGAAAACGAAGAGGAAAAGCGAAUACGUGGUGACAGAAUGCUAAGCCUUGCAGCUGCAGCAAUAUGAGACGUAAACGUAAACUCGUGCAGCUGAAAGAUACAGCGGGGCUAUCAAGGACCACCCUGCAUGACAUUGACUAAUUCCGAUUCUUCACUUCUUAUGCGUAGGCAAUUUUCAGCUUGAUAUCUUCCCCGGUGAAUCCGAAAAACAUCCCGGCAGAAGCCUGAAGGAUUUUUCGCAGCCUAGAUGAAAAACAAGACACAGUAAAUCGUCGUGUGUGCGGCCGUCAAGGAGCUGUAGUUCGACAAGUAGAAUGUAUGUAGUUUCACCCCGACGGACGUCGACGAGUCGCAGCAGAAGAUAAAACGAAACGUACGCCGCUUCAAACGAGCUGAAUGUGGUAAAGCUGUACCGGCUGUACCAGAGGAGCUUCCGAAGAGCCAGCGCGACGCAUGUGGGCACCUUCAUGGUGCACAAAGCCAACAAUUCAAAUAGAGAACACGACUCUCACUCACAAGGUGAAGAAUGUUGGCAAUCACACAGAAAUGCUCACUUCAUCACCAUGACAAGAAACAAAACAACGCAAUGAAUCAUAAGUAUCACACAACACGAAUAAAUGUACGCUAUUUUUUUAUGAAGAUGAAGACACUCUACUACACUCAGAAUUUCCAUGGAAAUACCGCCAAGCACGCACCAAAACGACAUAAGAAUUGCUUCUCACUGCUGUGUAGAAAUUGCUGUUGCAGGAAGGAGUAUCUCUUGGACCCCUGUCCCGCGCUCGUGGACAAGAAGUAGUCCCCUCAAGAAAUGAAUCGCUCACGAGUGAGGUGCUGCAUCUGAUGUCAUAGCAACAGAGGACAUUGUGAUCAAGAACGCAGCUAUGUUUACCACGACCCAGCACAGAGAGGUGCAGCGAAAAUGCCAAGCAAUGUGAAUCGAGUUA